AUGGCGGGGCUGCCGCUGGGCUGCGAGAGCCGCCGGAGGGUGAGCCCGGGCGCGGAGCCGCCCCCCGCCUGCCUGGCGUUCGCCAUUGACAGCAUCUUGAAGCGCAAGUCUCGCGGCGGCGCGGACUCGGCCAGGAGCCCCAGACUGCGGCGGGAGCCGGGCAGAGCCCGCUGCUCCCGGCUGGACCCAGAGGAGCAGGAGGAGGGGCCUUUGGAACAGCAGCCCCGUAAACGCUACAGAAACCCGGGAAAGGAGACCUGCCGGAUGGCCGCGGACCGGGCUGCAGGACUGGGCCUCAGGCCCGGCGGUGAAGCAGGAGGAGGAGCGGGCUCCCCCCUGCCCGAGGAAUUGCCCCGCGGCCCCGACCCCUCGCACCUGGAAGGAGGAGCCGCCGGGGCCCGCGGGAGCUGCAGCAAGAAAAGCAGCAAGCUACUGGCGGGGGCCAGCAAGAAGAAGACCCGCACCAUCUUCUCCAAGAGCCAGGUUUUCCAGCUGGAGUCCGCCUUCGACACCAAGCGCUACCUGAGCAGCGCCGAGCGAGCCGGCCUGGCCAGCGCCCUGCAGCUCUCCGAGACCCAGGUGAAGAUCUGGUUCCAGAACCGCCGCAAUAAGCUCAAGAGACAAAUGUCUGCGGACCUGGAGGGCCCCGCUCCGGGCCAGGCAGAGCCGCCUGGGGAACUGCUACCCCAGGGGGCGGCAGCUGCGGCUUCGCUCGCCUUCCCGACCCUGUACAAAGACAGCACUUUCCUCCGUCGUUGUUUACUGCCGCUGUCCUUCCCCCUGCUCUAUCCGGGCAGCACCGUCCCGUACCUGUGUUUCCCAAAUCCGGGCAAAUAUUUCAGCCUUUUGGAUGGGGAUGUAUAACCUCCCUCCCAUCCUGCUGCGCCCCCCGCACCUUUCCGCCCUCCACGUCGGCAGCCGAACGGCCUUGUUCCAGUUAGCGGCUGAUGAAGUCGGCAUGUUCCGCUCUACGCACAGCUUGUCAAUAGGAUCCCUUCACCCCGCUCUCUGGUGUGUCUUCCUGCACUUGUUUCAGCCCGUAACUUAUUAAAAAGACGCGACAAAAGCAAAGUCCUAUGCAAAGCUACUGCUUUUAACCAGGGAUCCAUUUAACUUGGAACCCUGCAUGUUCCCAGUAUCCGUCUUUCUCCCACACCGGGCACCUGCGAAGGGGGUGGAUAACCCCCUUGCUCUAGCAACCCUUAAUAAAAGAGAAACGCUGUCGUUUGAUUAGUUCAAAUGUUAUCCAAACACAUGCAAACACCCAUACUACUAGACGAAUAAAAAUAUAAAUCCAAGCAACCAUUAGCUGUGGCUGAUCACAAGCUGGCUUUCUCUUUCAGGUGAAAGGCGAAUUUGUCUCUAAAAUAUUGUUAAAGUUUCAAAGGGUAUUUUUACAAAGGUCUUGUUUACAAUUCCGAUUUUUCUUGUUAGUAGAGAUCCAGUUGUUGAGAACCAAAGAAAAUGGGACAUUAAUUCUGGAGACCAUUCAUUUGCUAUAUAGAUCUAUGUCUCAGUAGCAAAUGCUAUGUCCUGCAUCACACUGAAUCUCUCUCUCGUGUGGUUGAGGCUGUGAGUACAAGAAACCUCUACGCCUUUCCUAAAGCACUAGGCCUGGUUACAUUCUUCUAUACCUGAGAAUUCUACGACUGUAAAUUCUCGAAAACUAGGUAUUUCCUAACACUAUUUAGUUGUUGACAUUUUGACUAAAUUCUGGUUCUUGGGGUUUUAAACUGGCUCUUCCAGCGUCUCCAAGAAAAAUCAAGCCCUUGGUCACAUUUUUGUAUUGGGCCCUCAGAAAUGUAGGACAUUUUUAUCUGCUAUACUAGAAUAAUGAAACAAUAUUUUUUAUAGAUUUCUAAACGGAAUUGUCAUAUAUUGGUUUCAAGCUUCUACUAUAUAAAAGGGUGGAAAAUAAAUCUUUUCUGUCAGAAACAUAAAAUGCAUGCCUUUUCAAUACAGUUAAUGUUAAGCAGUGUAAAAAUAAUAUUUCUUAGCGCAUGUCUGAUGGAUUUUUUUUAAAUAAAGGUUUGAGGAAAUACGUUUGUGGUAUUAUUAAAAUUCACUUCUUCCUCUGCACUAAAUGCCAUCAGUGAUUCAGGACUUUUUUAUAAAGACUGUAUGAUUUGAUAGUUGAACUUUUUAUUAUAGACGGCAACUAUUAUUAGAUCUAUAUUUUAGUUACAAACCUCAACCAGGCAAAGACCUUAAAUGUGCGCUCAAUUAUGGCAAAUAGCACUGAAAGAAAAAUGUUUAAAAACCCAGAAAGACAGUUUUCCAAACCUGUUGAAAUGAACGUUCAAAGAUAAGAGGGAAACAGCUAGGUGAAAUUGACAAGUGCAUCGUGAGGCUGCGGCUGUUGACAAAUGAAGUGCAGGAGAAAACUUUUUUUUUUAAUAUUAUUUUUAGCAAAGCGCCGUCUUUUCUUCCUUUUUCCUCUUCAUUCCUCUCUGGUCAGUUAGUCAAUGCACUAGAUAAGUGUCUGCGUAAUUACGUGCCCCAGCCCGAGUGUGAAAUGUAAGCAGUGGGUUGUGAUGAAAGAACCCGACGCAAGAAAGAAGGGAGGGUUAAGACUGUAAUUGGAAGAAAGUCCCGUGUGGAACUUUUGUUUUGUUUUUCAAACCACGAAAUUCUAUUAAAAGAAAUAUCGUUUGGUUGACUACAGCGCCAAAGAAGUUGCUAAGUAAACACUUGAUCAAAUGAAUGCUUGACCGUAGGAUCACAGCUUUCCUUAGUGGCUAUGGAGCUAAGCCAUGUUUCUGGCUUAAUAAAAUGGGAACAUUGUUUGACCCUCCAAACUGUAUUGCCAAUCUUGAAUUCUCUCACAGACGCCAAGUCCUGGAAGGCCUCUAUCUCAGAUCAUUAUAAUAGGAAUAAACCACGAUCCAAGAACUAUACAAAGACUACA
Molecule: messenger RNA, 2908 nt
Organism: Trachemys scripta elegans
Lineage: Eukaryota; Metazoa; Chordata; Testudines; Emydidae
Product: homeobox protein HMX2-like
Exons: 2
Coding region: 1-864 (287 amino acids)
Biological process (GO): regulation of transcription by RNA polymerase II
Cellular component (GO): nucleus
Molecular function (GO): RNA polymerase II transcription regulatory region sequence-specific DNA binding; DNA-binding transcription factor activity, RNA polymerase II-specific
Source: RefSeq, a predicted model, not a curated record